UGCUUCAUUCCUACAUCAUCACCUACACUAAAGUACAAGGUAUUCCAGGGGUUGAGUUUACUGCUGUAACAGAAGUGGAUGAUCAGGAGGUCUGUUACUAUGACUGUAACAUUCAGAAGCUGAUUCCCAAGCAAGAGUGGAUGAAGAAAACUGAAUCUGAAGACUUUGUGAAAGAAGUUGCUCUAAGAAAUAACCAAACGUGCACACUCUUCACAAAGUAUACUGACUAUGUCAAGAAUCUUUUCAGCCAAACUGGAGGUGCAUACAUUUACCAGAGGAGAUAUGGCUGUACCUGGGAUAGUGAAAGCAAACAUUCUAAUAAGUUUGAUGCAUUUGGAUAUAAUGGAGAGGACAUCAUUACUGUGGAAGAGAAUAAAUACAUACUUUCAAAGCAAGCAAGGGACAAGUGGAAGGAAGACAUUGCAGAGGGCUUUCUAGAAAGAGACGGAAAGGAUUGUGUUUCAUGGCUGAACGAUUUCUUGGCCUUUGGAAAAAGCCAUGUUGAGAGAAUAGUUCCACCUAAAGUAUUUCUGCUCCGGAAAGACCCCUCCUCUCCAGUGGUGUGUCAAGCCACAGGUUUCUACCCAGCAAAUCUGACAAUUACCUGGACAAGAAAUGGACGUGCUUACAAUAAUACCGUGGACCCUGGAGAAUUCCAGCUAAAUGAAGACGGGACCUUCCAAAUGAGCAGCACCUUAAGAGUGACUCCAGAAGAGUGGAAAUGGUACCAGUAUGACUGUGAGGUGAACACACCUUACGGCAGUUGGAAACAUUUGGAGAAAGCUGAUCUCAAAUGUAAUACUGAUUCUGCCACACUCAACUGGCGUGAAUGGGUCCCUUAUGGCUGUGGACUGCUUGCUGUGAUUGUUGUGCUGUGUGCAUUGGCAUAUUGCUGCUAUGGUAAAUGCAGGAAGUCCAGCAAAGGUCCAUUUCCCCAACAGCACAAGCCCCUGCUAAAAGUGUAACACUAAUGGAUAAACUCUUUGGGAAUCUACGAACAUUUUAACAUUUUUGUUUGUACUCAUUAUGUUUAUGGGUAAAAGUUACACUGAGAUAUCAACUUAUUGGCA
Sinocyclocheilus anshuiensis is the source of this 1070-nucleotide messenger RNA. Its product is annotated as major histocompatibility complex class I-related gene protein-like. Gene Ontology annotation, cellular component: external side of plasma membrane. The annotation marks the transcript as partial. The record is from RefSeq and is a predicted model, not a curated record. The transcript has 5 exons. Gene Ontology annotation, biological process: immune response. Lineage: Eukaryota; Metazoa; Chordata; Actinopteri; Cypriniformes; Cyprinidae.